GUUGUUAUUGUUCCAACCCAAAACCCAACUUUUUCUAGCUCUCAUUAUGCCCAUCUUUAUAUUUCCAUUUCCCCCUCAUUGAGCCAUCAUUUCUUUCUGUGUCUCCCUAAUAUUCCACAAAACAAAUUCCAUAAAAACCUUACCUUGUUCUUCAUCACUUCUAAUUUGAUUCAUGAGCAUGAAUUGCCUAACAUGCCAAGCCCUUCCAAGGACUCAGUCAGACAGGGAGAACAAUAAUAACAAUUAUUAUGCCUAUGAGACCUCUUCUAGUAGAGGUAGAGGUAAAUCAUGUUGCCUACACGUCACGCGGCGGUGGUCGGCCGAGCUGACUCCGACGUCGUACGGGCACAUCAAAACCACCGCCGAUAAUGCUAGGGAAGGCUGCUCUUCGCGCAAGAGUUUUUCGGACAAGAAGGUGAAGGAUCGCUAUCUCCGCAGCGGCAGCAUGAACGAGAAGGAGAACGAGCCGAGGUUGGUGAGGAGCUCCGGGAUGAGGAGGGAUUGGAGCUUUGAGGAUUUGAGAUUGAGAGAUCAGAAGAAAGGGAGAUUCCAUUGAGGCUCGGCUCAUCUUUCUCUCAUUAUUUGUUUGUAAUUUGUUGGUGUUUAUAUUUCAAGUUAAUGGUAAAUUGAAGUUGAAUAACGAUGUUUAAAUUUGAGGUGGGGAAUGAGAUUCAUGAAAUAAUUCA
This is a messenger RNA of Momordica charantia (bitter melon), 686 nucleotides long. RefSeq lists its product as uncharacterized. Lineage: Eukaryota; Viridiplantae; Streptophyta; Magnoliopsida; Cucurbitales; Cucurbitaceae. The record is from RefSeq and is a predicted model, not a curated record.